Molecule: messenger RNA, 1769 nt
Organism: Cicer arietinum (chickpea)
Lineage: Eukaryota; Viridiplantae; Streptophyta; Magnoliopsida; Fabales; Fabaceae
Product: PP2A regulatory subunit TAP46
Biological process (GO): regulation of dephosphorylation; regulation of signal transduction
Cellular component (GO): cytosol
Molecular function (GO): protein phosphatase 2A binding
Source: RefSeq, a predicted model, not a curated record
GCUUCAGAUUUCAACCCAUCGGAUACACAGUUUCGAGAUUUUCACAGCAAAAACAAACCAACGGAAUCAAAUCCCUAUGGGCGAGAUUAAGAUGGAGGACAUGCCGCUGCCGGCGCUGUUUGACCAAGCAAGGAAGAUCUACGCAACCGCCACUGAGUCUGGUGCUGACCAGGACCUCUUUGCCAUUUCCUAUAACUUGUUGUAAAGAGUCAGAUCGGAAACGAAUCUAAACCGUCCAAUGUAUAAAUUUAAAUCCUACGAUCUCAUAUCAUUCGUCACCGAUUUCAACCAGGAUACACAGUUUCGAGGUUUUCACCGCAAAAACAAACCAACGGAAUCAAAUUCCUAUGGGCGAGAUUAAGAUGGAGGACAUGCCGCUGCCGGCGCUGUUUGACCAAGCAAGAAAGAUCCACGCAACCGCCACUGAGUCUGGUGCUGACCAGGAACUUGUGAAGAAGGGCUGCGAAGCCUUGAAUAAAUGCGAAGACAUGAUCAAUAAACUGGCUUUGUUUUCUGCUAAUGAGACCAAAGAAGAUAUCAGCACCACCGAUCUCAAGUAUAUUCUGGUGCCGUAUUAUCUUGCUGAGUUGACCGAAAAAAUAGCACAGGAUGACAGGAUACAGAUUCUAAAGUCUUCCCAGGAAAAACUGAAGGAAUUUGUCUCAUUUUGUGAGGCAAUGGAGCUGGUCCCAAAAGAGGAGUUAGAAUCUUAUAUGCAAGGGGCACCAAAAUCUGUUGCUGAUCUGAGGGCCAGAAAGAUAGCUAGAUUUAAACGACAAAAAGCUGCAGAAUCAAAGUUGUUGGAAAUAAAAGAGCGAAAGGAGCGGCGUGGGCGUUCUACUAAAGCAUCUGCCUUGUCUACCCCUGUUGAGGCAGGAGAGGAAGAAGUACUGGAUGAUGAUGGGGAAGAAGAAAGAGAGGCUUGGAAUACUACCAUAUCUUUGGCAAUCUGUAAGGCAUUUGAUCUUCUGGAAAUGAUAAAGAAAGAGGAAGAGAUGCUUUCUGCUGUAAAGGAUAGACAAUCCAAGGAUGGGGAUCAGGAGUUUUCUAAGGAUGUUCUGGAUGAACGUGCCAAGAAAGCAGAAGCUUGGCAUCGCGAUGCUGCAGUUCGUGCACGGUAUACUAAGCCAUCUCCACCAAUCACAUGUGCCACUUUUGCUCAAGAUGUUCUAGAAGGAAGGGCAAAAGCGUCACAGGCACAUGAUCACAAACACCAACCACUAAUAUUUGGGCCAGCAAGCCUCGUGAAUGGAAGUUUUACAAAUGAGAGAGAAAGAAUGGCAGCUCAGGUCUUCCAACCCAGUCACAGGAUGCCAACUAUGAGCAUUGAGGAAGCAGGACUUAAAGAAAUGGAAAUUAUGAAUAAAUGGCAAGAGAACAAUGCCAGACUCAUGGAAGAAGCCAAUUCAUCUUGGCACAAUGAUAGGAAGUUCAAGCCAGGUGAAGACGAGGAGGAUGAAGAUGAUGAUGCUGCACAGGAUAGAGCUAGAGCUUUUGAUGAUUGGAAGGAUGAUAAUCCGCGGGGUGCAGGAAAUACGAAGCUUACCCCUUGUGGCUAAUUGAAUCUAUGAUUGUCACGAAAUCUCACUAUUUGUGGAUGAUUUGCUCCUAGUAUGUGUUAAAGAUUGUGUAUACCUAGAUAUUCAUUCGGCUACAUGUGUAUAAUUUUGGAGUUCAAAGUAGGGUUCUUCCUCAUCUCCACCUUGAGGCCGAUCCAAUAGAUGUGGAGGCUUAAAACUUUUAACGAGGGCAAAAGUAAUUUUUUUAAA